AUGGCUGCCCUGUGGACUCUCUCUCCUCUGCUCUCUGCCUGUCUGUUUUGGCCCGCAUGUUUGGCCCUGACUCCCGGAGCCGAGCCUCUGCACCCCCAAAACCUGCCCUCCUCGCUGGGCUUAAACAGCAGCGAUGGCAGCCCGUCUGUGGAUCUUCCCUUGGCUCUAAGGGUUUUCAGCGUAGACUAUCACCAUGUGCAGGCUCCCUUUGAGAUCGUGCUGUGGAUCAUGCUGGCCUCGCUGGCCAAGCUGGGUUUCCACUGGUCAGGUCGGGUCCCAGCAGUGGUCCCAGAGAGCUGUCUCCUCAUCAUGGUGGGCCUUCUGGUUGGAGGAGUGAUCUAUGGCGUUCGCCACUCUGCCCCCCCAACCCUCAGCGCUGAUGCUUUUUUCCUCUUUCUGCUCCCGCCAAUUGUGUUAGACGCAGGAUACUUCCUGCCAGGGAGGCUGUUCUUUGAGAAUCUUGGCACCAUCCUCUGGUAUGCGGUUCUGGGAACCCUCUGGAACGUGUUGGGCAUCGGCCUGUCUCUGUACGGUGUGUGUCUGCUGGCCCAGAGCUCUCUGGGCGACGUGUCUCUGCUCCACUGUCUGCUGUUCGGCUCUCUGAUUUCUGCCGUCGACCCCGUGGCCGUGCUCUCUGUCUUCCACGAGAUGCAUGUUAACGAACAGCUUCACAUCUUGGUGUUCGGAGAGUCGCUGCUCAACGACGCUGUUACUGUGGUGCUCUACAAGCUGUUUGAAUCCUUCCUACGUCUGCCGGCAGUGUCUGGGGUGGAUGUGUUUCUGGGGGGGUGCAGGGUUUUAUUGGUGGGCCUGGGUGGACUGUUCGUAGGCCUCUUCUUCGGCCUGCUGGCAGCCCUCACCUCACGGUUCACCUCCAGAGCCCAGGUCAUCGCCCCGCUCUUUGUUUUCCUCUACUCAUAUUUGUCCUACCUGACCUCGGAGAUGCUUCACCUCUCUGGAAUCAUGGCCAUUGUGACCUGCGCUGUGACCAUGAAGCAGUAUGUGGAGGCUAAUGUGUCCGAGCGCAGCAACACCAGCAUCCAGUACUUCCUGAAGAUGUGGAGCAGUGUGAGUGAGACCCUCAUCUUCAUCUUCCUCGGCGUGUCCACAAUACAGGAUGUCCACAUGUGGAGCUGGCCCUUCGUCUGCUCCACGCUGCUGCUCUGCCUCGUCUGGAGGGCCUCAGGUGUUCUCCUGCUGACCGCUGUGGUGAACAAGCUCCGGAGGAACACUGUGACAUUUAGAGAUCAGUUCAUCAUUGCUUAUGGAGGCAUGAGAGGGGCGAUCUGCUUCUCCCUCGUCUUCCUGAUCGAUGACUUCCCAAAGAAGAGACUCUUCAUUACAACUACCAUCGUGGUCAUCCUCUUCACUGUCUUUGUACAGGGGAUGACUAUUAAACCUCUAGUGGAGUUACUGGAUGUGAAGAGGAAGAAGAGAGGUCUAAAUACAGUCAGUGAGGAGAUCCACAGCAGGCUCAUUGACCACCUUCUGGCAGGAAUAGAGGAUGUGGUUGGUUACUGGGGGCAGCACUACUGGAAAGACAAGUUUGAGCAGUUCAAUAAGAAGUACCUUCGUCGUUUCCUGAUCCGUGACGAUCACCAGGCCCGCUCCAGCAUCCUCAGAGUUUACCAGGAGCUGGAGAGAAGGGAGCAGAGGGGAGACGAGGAGGCCCCCCCGCCAGUAGUGGACCCCCGCUCCCACAGCCGCCCCCUCUUGCCCGAGGAGAUGGAGAGCAUCCGGCGUAUUCUCUCAAGAAACCUUCAACACUUCAAUAACAUGCAGAGACCGGCCUACAGCAGACACACUUUGCACCAGGACGCCACCAUGGGCCGAGCGAGGAAGCCUCUCCACAGACACCAGAGUCUGGGAGAAAGAUGCACGUAUAACACUCAGGGGGAGGAUGGAGAGUUUAACGGCUCACGCAGAGGGAGAGCAGGACUCAGCAGGUCCCACACAGUGUGCUCCAUGAGCCCGAGGCCUGUCCUGCAGGACGCAUCAGUCCCAGCAGCUUCAGCUCAAACCAGAGGACGAGUGGAUCCGGACUCUGAAGCUUUCAGAGAGGAGCAGAUCUCUCCAGAACAACAUGAAGCACCUGCGGAGAGAGCCGCGAGGAAACAACUCAGCUUUGUUUUGGAGAGCGAGAAGCAGCCAUGAAGGCAGAAUGUGACAAAGAAGACAUUUAA
This is a messenger RNA of Gymnodraco acuticeps, 2183 nucleotides long. Its product is annotated as sodium/hydrogen exchanger 2-like. Gene Ontology annotation, cellular component: membrane. Gene Ontology annotation, biological process: sodium ion transport; regulation of pH; proton transmembrane transport. The record is from RefSeq and is a predicted model, not a curated record. NCBI's taxonomy places the organism in Eukaryota, Metazoa, Chordata, Actinopteri, Perciformes, Bathydraconidae. Gene Ontology annotation, molecular function: sodium:proton antiporter activity.